AUGACUAUAAGAAUUCGACGAAUAAUAGUAAUAUUUAUUGUAAUUUUAUUUUUAUUAAUUAGUAUCUUAUAUCAAAUUACAUCGAAUAAUAAAAGAAAAUUUUUAAUAACAAUUGUUGAUUAUCGCUGGAAUCCUAUAGCAAAUCUAUCUAUUCGAAUGGAAUUAGAAGGAAAACUUUAUCAAGAGAUGUGUACAAAUAAUUAUGGCCAAGUAAUAGUUUUUUUGAAAAAUAAUCUUAAUAAUACAGAAUAUCUAGAAAUAUUAGUCGAUGAUAUUCAUGAGAAAAUUUUACCAAUACAUGAAGAAAUAACAAUACGACUUAAUAUGAUUAAUCAAAAUACAGGUGAAAUGUAUGAUGAUGAAAGAUUUAAUUAA
This is a messenger RNA of Rotaria sordida, 375 nucleotides long. Lineage: Eukaryota; Metazoa; Rotifera; Eurotatoria; Philodinida; Philodinidae. The record is from the annotation of a GenBank genome assembly.